Gastrolobium bilobum is the source of this 876-nucleotide messenger RNA. Its product is annotated as AT-hook motif nuclear-localized protein 23-like. The coding region runs from base 1 to 876 and encodes 291 amino acids. Gene Ontology annotation, molecular function: DNA-binding transcription factor activity; minor groove of adenine-thymine-rich DNA binding. NCBI's taxonomy places the organism in Eukaryota, Viridiplantae, Streptophyta, Magnoliopsida, Fabales, Fabaceae. The transcript has a single exon. Gene Ontology annotation, cellular component: nucleus. The record is from RefSeq and is a predicted model, not a curated record.
AUGGCUGGUUUGGAUUUAGGAACUGCUUCACGCUUUGUUCAAAACCUUCACAGACCGGACUUGCACCUUCAGCAGCAUCACCACCACCACCAACACCAUCCCGAUUCCGAAGAACAAGAACAGAAUCGCGGUGGUGCACCACCGUUUUCCACCACCGAAGACGAUGAUCCAAGCCAAGGCCUCGAGCUAGUCUCCGCCGGACCCGGAGACAUCGUCGGCCGCCGUCCACGUGGCAGGCCACCGGGCUCCAAGAACAAGCCGAAGCCGCCGGUGAUCAUCACGAGGGAGAGCGCCAACACUCUCAGGGCUCAUAUUCUCGAAGUUGGAAGCGGCUCCGACGUGUUCGACUGCGUCACCACCUACGCGCGGCGGCGCCAGCGUGGGAUCUGUAUCCUAAGCGGCAGCGGCACCGUCACCAAUGUCAGCCUGCGGCAACCGGCGGCAGCUGGAGCCGUCGUCACCCUCCACGGGAGGUUCGAGAUAUUAUCCCUCUCAGGUUCUUUCCUUCCGCCGCCGGCUCCGCCGGGAGCGACUAGCCUCACUAUAUACCUCGCCGGAGGGCAGGGACAGGUGGUAGGAGGGAGCGUGGUCGGAGAGUUGACAGCGGCGGGGCCGGUGAUCGUGAUUGCUGCUUCGUUUACCAACGUGGCUUAUGAGAGGUUGCCGUUGGACGAUGAGGAACAACAACAGCUUCAGAUGCAGCCACCGGCUACCGGUUCUCAAGGUUCCGGUGGUGGCGGUGGCGUGGGAAACAACAACCCUUUCCCUGACCCUUCUUCCGGUCUCCCGUUCUUCAAUUUGCCAUUGAAUAUGCAGAAUGUUCAGUUACCAGUGGAUGGUUGGGCGGGAAACUCAGCUGCACGUCCUUCAUUUUAA